GCGGUAUACGGAGCAGGCAAGGCGCAAUCGGGCAACGCUUUCUGCUGUUGUGCUUGUGCGACGCAGCCACCAACACAGCUGACGUCGCUGCCUGUACGCAGGUGAGAUAAUAUAUUUAUAUGCAUGUAUAGUUCUCUUAGAUAGACUUCAGCAGUAAAAGACCAAUCCCUUGUCUACGGUGCCGACGUAGCACAACAAGCCUGCUCUAGUGGGUUUGCCGCUUUGUGUCUUCGGGCGGCCUUACUUGUAGAGGCGCCUUCGUCGGCUACUUUUGCUCUCUUUAUUGGAGUGUGUGUGAGUGUCCUGCGCAUCUGUACAGCUGGCGCACCCCAAGCACAGAGGCAUUGUUUACCUGCUCCCUGUGUCGUAACCUCUUCAUUUUUUUCUUUCUUUUUACACGGCUUCUAGUGCUCCUUGCUUUCCGCUGCGGCAGCCGUCAUGAGCAACGAAGCCUACACCUCCAUCUCAAAUCGAGUGGUGUCUCUCGAGGACAUUAUCCGCCAGCAGGAGCAGACCAUCGGCACCGUCUUGCAACGCUUGCGUGAUGUGGAGCAAUACGCGGCGUCGGAGGCGCGCAACCGCCAGCAGACGCAGCAGCAGCUGUAUCAACUCCUUGGCGAACGCGGCGGGAGCUCGGCGGAGGCGGCGCAGCAAAUGCAGGCCAUUUUGCAGAACCAAAACGAACGCCUUAGCGCCGUGCAGGCGGACGUGCAGGGGCAGGCGGCGGCCCUCCGUGGACUAGACGACAAGUACAGUGCCGCACUACAUGGGUUGGAGCAGCGCAUGCAGUCGGACGUCGGCGGCGUGCAGCAACGUGCCCAAACGGGCGAGACGGCCUCGAUGGAGGCGAUGCGCAACUUACAGGCGCAGCUGCAGGGCGUUUCGAACGCCACGCAGGCCGUGGAUGCCCGCUGCCGCGAUGACCUGCUCGCUGUUCAGCAGCAGUUGACGGUCGAACUCGCGGCGCAGCGGCAGCGAGCCGACAAUUUAGAGAAUGCCAUCCGCGAUGCCCUGCGGGAUGUGCACGGGUCGCUGAUGGGCGAACUCCGCAGUGCCGAUACGCAGCACCGCACAGAGCUGGAUGGGGCGGUACAGCGGGUCAACAAAUCUCUCGAAGCGCUCGACCAGCGCACACGUGCAGACAUGAAUCAACUGCACUCCGUCGAACAGGGAGACGUGAGCGAGUUGGGCCGCCGCAUUGAGGACGCGGAGCGUAAUCAGCGGGAGAUGCUACAGGCCAGCACAAACGGUUUGGCGAGCGAGGUGGCGCAGGUGGCGCAGCACAGCCAAAACUUGGAUCGACGACAGGCGGCGGCUCACCAGACGCUGCUGCAGGAGCUAGCGAAGCACGAUGGACAACUAGAGUCGGUGGACCUGAACUGGCGCGCCAGCGUGACAGACCUGGGGGCGAUGAUGCGAGAGAGCAUGGCCGCGGCCCAGCAGCAGGCCGCAGCGGGCGAUCAAGCGUUGCAGCGGCAGUGCACCGCGCUAGAGAGCCGCCUCACCGCCGCCACGGAGAGCUUCACACGUAACGUGAACGAGCUGGGCCACACGGUUCAGGAAAACUGUGUGCAGCCGAUCAAUGAGAUGCAGCGUGCGCUGAGUGCGCAGGAGCAAAGGCUUUCUCGCGUGGCGGACGAGUACGCCGCGGUGCAGGACUCCAUGAAAACCUUCGCCUCACGCGUGGAUCAAGAUGCGAGCCAGUUCAAGCAAGUCGUGGAGGCCGCGGUGCGGGCCUCACAUGCGGACUUGCUGGAGCGCAUCAACUUCGCCUCUGCUGCGAUCACCAUGCAGCAGGACCCCGAGGCCUUCCGCGUCGAGGUAAAUCGGGCCCUGAAAAAACUGUGGGACGACGCGAAGGGCGUUUUCCUGACGCAGCGCAGCUUGGGCGACAUGCAGGCGCAGCUGGCGGCGCUGGAGAACGCGGUGCGGGUGGAGCUGUGCGCGCUGGCGGAGCGCAACAACGCCGUGCAGCAAAACGUUGAAGGUGUUCGGCUCGCCCAGCAACGUGCGGGGAGUGAGGCGGGGCGCAAGGAAACUGCUGCGAAAGUGGAGUCCCCUCCCUCCCCUCCUCCUCCUCCUCCUCCGACGACGACGACGACGACGACGGCGAAGACGGUCUCCCCGCUGCUUUCCCCGAAAGACACGACGGCAACCACGGCAGGUUCUCAGAAAGCUUCUACCCCGUCGCCAGUGUUGUCGAAGUCACCACCACCACAACCGCGCAGUCCUCUCCGGUUUACCUCUGCAGCGCAGGCGGACACCGCCCCGGGCCGUAAUUCUCCUGAGUCCCAGGUGGACGAGCCGCUGCCGCCACCGCAGCCCCCGAUCCAGGCCUUCGCCGUGGAGCCGACACACGAUGUGCCGGCCCCGCCCCAUCCGAAGGUGGAGGAGAUCGAGCGAGACAACGAAGAGGAGGAGCAGGAGCACAUCAGACCCGACGUGCGGUGGCGGCAACACGAGAAGGCCAUCGACGGCCUUCGUGCCUCGCUGAACCGUCUGCGGCAAACUCAGCUGCAGGCGUCGGACAAGGCGUCUGUAGACGCGCUGCGGCGCAUGGAGGACAGAGCCGCAGAGGGGGAGGCGGCGGACACGGAGUCCCCACGCCCGCACGGGGCCCUGCAAGACGCCAGGAGUGCCGCGUCGGAAGCCGGGGAGUCCUCGCGAGAGGCAAAAGGUGCGGCCGCACAUGCGGAACACGCAUCGAGGGAGGCGCGCGGUGCCGCCGCCGCCGCCGCUGAGAGCCUCCAGGCCGCGAAGGCCAUGCAGGACGACGCGCUGAAGGUGGCGAACGAACUGCGGCUGGCGCUGAAGCGCGUGGAGAAGACGGAGGCGACGCUUCAGCAGCGGCUGACGGAGCUGCGCGCGGUGGAGCGUGCGAGCGAUGUGCCAUUCGAGUCUGGCAGCGUCGAUCGCACAGCGCACCUUUCCCGUACGUCGGCCACGACGGAGUUCGUGUCGAGCCCCUCUUCGCUGCCGACCGGCGCUGCUGUGGACGAAGGACAGGGCGAACAUGGAAAGACGACAGAAGAGGAGGCGCGGCAGCGGCGGAGCAACACGGAAGGGAGACCGCCGAAGGCCCGUCCGAUGAGCACCGUCGCGGUUGGACAGGUGACCGACUUGCCGAAGAUCGACACGCGGCCGGCGUCUGCUCCGGAGCAGGCACCGUCGUCCACGUCGCCCUCCGCUGCGGAAAAGCUGAUGGAGGUGCCUGGUCUUUCGAAAGGGGAGGUCUUCAUCGUGCGACAAGAAACCUCCAACCGACCAUCGCCCGCCUCACUUCGGCAAAGGCUCAGCCUUAAGGGUGCGCCACCACUGGCCCCCACACCGCUGAAGGAGUCGACAGCGACCGCGGCCACAAAGCCGGCGACCCCGUCUGAGAGCGACCUCUUUCUCCCGGCGGUGCGCCGCGGCUCGGGACUGACGGAAGUGCUGUUGCCGACCCACCAGUUCGUGCGCAAGCGGGAGUACAACAACUUCAAAGACUUCACGAAGCAAGAGGUUGACGCCCUUUGGGUGGAGCUGCUGAACCUGCGCCGCAGCCAGGGUAUGCCGAAGGAGGCGGUGCUGCUGGAGCUGAGCCAGAGCAAGGAGAAGCUCCUCAGCACCGUGCUGCAGAUUGUGCAGCGGCAGGAAAAGGAAACACUCGAGAUGUUGAGCAGCAUUCAGACGCAGCUGCUGGACUUACGCAGCGACCAGGCAGCGACGCGGGAGGUGAAGGUGUUCCCGAUUGAGGGCAGCAAGCACCUGGAGGAGUUCAUGCGAGCCAUCAGCGCCGACACCCCGCGGCACUCCACCGAUCUCGUGACACGUGCGACUCGUCCACCGUCGACGUCAGCGCCGCGCCAGGCACCGUCUUCCGCACCGGAAAGGCGCACGUCGCCGUGGCGCACGGCGAGCAGCAACGAACGCGUCACGCGCUCCUCGGCACCGAUGUUGCUGUCUCCGGAGAGGGAGGCGGACACGACGCUGUCGAGUGCCCGCUCGGCUUCCCCGCUGACACCGCAGAUCAUUCCGAAGGUCGUGCACAACCGCACAAGCCUCCCCAGCAAAGCCGAGCCCACCGAAGUGUUUUUCACAGAGAGCGACCACUCCCACCCGCAGCACCUCAUCAGCCAGCCACAGCGCAGCCAGUCCACCUCCCCUCAGCUCCCUACUGCAACGCUAAGCGGACCACAGCAGGCCCACCACUACGUUGUGGCUGCUCCGGUAGAUCCUUCCACUGUGUCCCCCGUCGCGCGACCGGUCGAGCCGGACAGCGCGACCCCGCAGUACCGCCCAACGGGACUUCAGCCUCCCGCGACGAAGGCUUCCCCCACGAAAGAGUCGCGACCGUCGUCCGGAAAGGUGGAGGCGGCGCGGCGGCUUUCCUUACUGCCGCCAAGUGCCGCAGACGCCGCAGCCGCGCAGCAAGUCGGCUCUCCGUACGUUUCCGCCGGUGUGCCGUCGUCGGGCCCGCUGUCGUACGCGAAGCAAUCGCAGGACGGCGGGGACGGGUUGCUUGCGUUGACGCGGUUGUUGGUUGAGGGGAAGUCGCCGCGCAACUCGGUCGGUAACGCCUUUCAUCUCAGCCCGUUAGAGGGCCCGGGGAGCCGGGGCAGCAACGCGCAGACGUCCCUGCCGCGGCGCGAACCAGGCGAGCCGCCCAACAUCCGCGAGGACCCGCAGGAGUCGAAUCGAAGGAUGCUCGAAGAAGAGCCAAAGCCGCACGAGUCCCGACCGCCGCGCUACGAUCUUCUUCCCCUCCACCCGCCGCCUCUGCCUGCGGUGCCGAAAGCGAGCCUAGUCGACCUCCCCCCUCCCCCGCUCACCGACACCUCACCCGACAAGUACCAACCCAUGUCCAUCCAGGAUGGCAGCGAGAUUUAUUACGCGUCAGUCGAGGACCAGCGCCCGACGCGCCGCCGGUCGCUGCGCCGCUCUUCAGCCGCGGCCGACAACACUCCUACACGCCGCGCAAGCGACGCCGGCGUGGUGCGGCGGACGCUGCCACCGGAGCACUUGUACCAGCGACAUGCCUCUGUGACCGCGCCGCAGUCCGGGCACGACGACGACGACGAGUCGCCGCCGCGUCCACGGGAGCCGCAGCAACCGCGCCGUGACCGCACCCCAACCCGCGGCCCAGCGACGGAGGCAACGCGUACCGACACGCCCCCCACACUCCGCCGUCCCUCGGUGCACGUGCUGCCGUCGAAAGGCCCAAUCCACCUCGGCCCCUACAACCCACCACGGCUCGAGGAGCCACUCCCGCAGCGGCAACAGCAACCGGACGAAGAUCGAAGGGCAGGGCCGAACACGCGCCGGCCGAGUCGCCUUUCCUCGCCGUCCUCGCUGCAGCACCACGCCGAUCACAAUCCGCACGUCUACGCCCCGAUCAGUGGGCGAGAGUGGGAUGUGUACAGCACGUCGCAGUCGCUGGCGGUAACGUCGUCGUCGUCGCCGGGUGGCGGCAGCCGUGGCCGCGCCUCUGCGUCGUCCCGCCGCUCUGCCGCCUCUCCGAUGGUACCGAUGCGGAUCUUAGACGCUCCUGCGAAUGUGUCGACCGGUAAUGCCACAAAACCCACCUCGUCGGCGACGAUCCGCAUUCACCCUUACCGGGAGGAGGCGGAAGAGUUGUGA
This is a messenger RNA of Leptomonas pyrrhocoris, 5619 nucleotides long. RefSeq lists its product as hypothetical. The record is from RefSeq and is a predicted model, not a curated record. Lineage: Eukaryota; Euglenozoa; Kinetoplastea; Trypanosomatida; Trypanosomatidae. The transcript has a single exon. The coding region runs from base 439 to 5619 and encodes 1726 amino acids.